UGCUGGUUUAUCUCGCAUGUCAUCCGCUACUGGCCUCGGUGUGUACAGGGAUGCAUUGGAUCGGAUGUCAGAGGACCAGAUCACAUGGAUGCCGUAUAGACCUGAUAUGUUAGCAGAGUUGCCCCCAGCUGGACGAGAGCAGACUCACAUAUGGCGAGCACGUGUGCCGCUGAUAUGUUUUGACAUUGUUGAGCUUCAUUUGCCUGAUAGAGUCAUGCGACAGUUUGGGUUUGAGCAGGUCAUUCCACGUCCUAUCGACACUUAUGUAGAGCUGCAUAAGCUGGAUAGGCGUGGGAAGCAUACAGAGGAUUGGACACUCAGACAUGUCCGAUACGUGACUAUGUGGGAUAGGAGAGCUGAGCUAGCCGUGGCUGGGACACCCACAUAUGUGCCAUCAGUUUCAGGAGAUUACAUGGGAUGGUACUACAGCAUCACUCGGUUGUUU
Messenger RNA from Cuscuta epithymum, 445 nucleotides. The record is from the annotation of a GenBank genome assembly. Lineage: Eukaryota; Viridiplantae; Streptophyta; Magnoliopsida; Solanales; Convolvulaceae.